AUGGAUUCCUUGGAAGAUAAGAUGAUGAAAAUAAAAUUCCUGAAAGAUGACUGUGUAACCCAUGAGUCUUGUUUUCUUUCUUCCUUCCAGACAAUCAAAUUUUUGAAUGAUAAUAUAAGAAGAGGAAUUGAGAAUUACUAUGAUGAUUUAGACUUCAAGAACAUAAUGGAUUCUGUUCAAAAGCAGUUUAAGUGCUGUGGUGGGGAAGAUUACAAAGAUUGGUCACAAAACGUGUAUCACAACUGCGCGGCGCCGGGACCGCUGGCCUGCGGGGUGCCUUACACUUGCUGUGUCACAAAUAAGACAGCCCUUAUCAACACUAUGUGCGGAUACAAAACCAUUGACAAAGAGCGCUUGAGUGUUCAGCAUGUUAUAUAUGUUCGUGGAUGCACGAAUGCCGUGCUUAUUUGGUUUUUGGACAACUACAGCAUCAUGGCGGGCGUGCUGCUCGGCAUAUUGCUACCCCAGUUCCUGGGCGUGUUGCUAUCCUUGCUUUACAUAACUCGGGUGGAAGAUAUCAUCACAGAGCACAAGCUGAGUGAACGACUGUUUGAAGAAGGGGGGCAGAGAUCUGCCUCUGAGUUUGCUGAAGCUGGCUGCUGCAUGUGCUACCCAGGGUGA
Messenger RNA from Mesitornis unicolor (brown roatelo), 621 nucleotides. It is a transcript of the gene TSPAN15, whose product is annotated as tetraspanin 15. Bases 1 to 621 code for a protein of 206 amino acids. NCBI's taxonomy places the organism in Eukaryota, Metazoa, Chordata, Aves, Mesitornithiformes, Mesitornithidae. Gene Ontology annotation, cellular component: membrane. The record is from RefSeq and is a predicted model, not a curated record. The transcript has 6 exons.